Propithecus coquereli (Coquerel's sifaka) is the source of this 4850-nucleotide messenger RNA. RefSeq names its product ankyrin repeat and FYVE domain containing 1 (gene ANKFY1). NCBI's taxonomy places the organism in Eukaryota, Metazoa, Chordata, Mammalia, Primates, Indriidae. The record is from RefSeq and is a predicted model, not a curated record. Bases 17 to 3598 code for a protein of 1193 amino acids. The transcript is spliced from 26 exons. Gene Ontology annotation, molecular function: protein binding; metal ion binding.
CAGGGCCGGGCCAGACAUGGCGGAAGAGGAGGUGGCCAAGUUGGAGAAGCACUUGAUGCUUCUCCGGCAAGAGUAUGUCAAGCUGCAGAAGAAAUUGGCAGAGACAGAGAAGAGAUGCACUCUUUUGGCUGCGCAAGCAAACAAGGAAAGCAGCAAUGAGUCCUUCAUUAGCCGCCUGCUGAUGAUCGUGGCAGACCUCUAUGAGCAGGAGCAGUAUAGUGAUCUGAAGAUCAAGGUUGGGGACAGGCACAUCAGUGCUCACAAGUUUGUCUUGGCAGCCCGCAGUGACAGCUGGAGUCUGGCCAAUUUGUCUUCCACUGAGGAGCUGGACCUGUCAGAUGCUAACCCUGAAGUGACAAUGACAAUGCUUCGCUGGAUCUAUACGGAUGAGUUGGAGUUCAGAGAGGAUGAUGUGUUCCUGACUGAACUGAUGAAACUAGCAAAUCGGUUUCAGCUACAGCUCCUUAGGGAGAGAUGUGAGAAGGGUGUUAUGUCUCUAGUGAAUGUCAGGAACUGUAUUCGCUUCUACCAGACUGCGGAGGAACUGAAUGCCAGCACACUGAUGAACUACUGUGCAGAAAUCAUUGCAAGUCACUGGGAUGACUUACGAAAGGAGGACUUCAGUAGCAUGAGUGCUCAGUUGUUGUACAAAAUGAUCAAAUCCAAGACGGAGUACCCAUUACAUAAAGCCAUCAAAGUGGAAAGAGAAGAUGUGGUCUUCCUUUAUCUGAUUGAAAUGGAUUCACAGCUCCCUGGAAAGCUGAAUGAAGUGGAUCAUAAUGGAGAUCUUGCAUUAGAUCUAGCCCUUUCACGACGACUAGAGAGUAUUGCCACCACGCUGGUUAGUCACAAAGCUGACGUGGACAUGGUAGACAAGAAUGGCUGGAGCUUGUUACAUAAAGGAAUCCAAAGAGGAGAUCUCUUUGCUGCCACUUUCCUCAUUAAGAAUGGGGCCUUGGUCAAUGCUGCUACGUUGGGUGCUCAGGAGACACCAUUGCACCUUGUGGCGUUGUACAGUUCAAAGAAACAUUCAGCAGAUGUGAUGUCUGAGAUGGCACAGAUUGCAGAGGCCCUCUUGCAGACUGGUGCCAACCCCAACAUGCAGGACAGCAAGGGCAGGACUCCUUUACACUUGUCUAUCACAGCCAGGAAUGAAUAUGUAUUCAAUCAGCUGCUGCAAUGUAAACAAUUAGACUUAGAACUAAAAGACCAUGAGGGCAGCACAGCUCUGUGGCUUGCAGUGCAGUACAUCACUGUGUCUUCUGACCAGUCUGUGAACCCCUUCGAAGACUCCCCUGUGGUAAACGGGACUUCAUUCGAUGAAAACAGCUUUGCAGCUAGACUCAUUCAGCGUGGCAGCAACACCGACGCACCUGACACGGUGACAGGAAAUUGUUUACUACAGCGGGCAGCCGGAGCAGGAAAUGAGGCAGCAGCUCUUUUCCUGGCAACCAAUGGUGCCCAUGUCAACCACAGAAACAAGUGGGGAGAAACCCCACUGCACACAGCUUGUCGGCAUGGCCUGGCCAACCUUACCACAGAGCUUCUGCAGCAAGGUGCCAACCCAAAUCUGCAGACAGAAGAAGCUCUGCCUUUGCCAAAGGAGCCUGCAUCCCUACCUAGCUCAGCGGACAGUGUCUGUCUGCAGACGCCUCUGCACAUGGCAAUUGCCUAUAAUCAUCCAGAUGUGGUGUCUGUCAUUCUGGAGCAGAAAGCCAAUGCUCUUCAUGCCACCAACAACUUGCAAAUUAUUCCGGACUUCAGCCUCAAAGAUUCCCGAGACCAGACUGUGCUGGGCCUGGCAUUGUGGACUGGCAUGCACACAAUCGCAGCCCAGCUGCUGGGCUCUGGGGCUUCCAUCAAUGACACCAUGUCAGAUGGGCAGACCUUGCUGCACAUGGCCAUACAGCGGCAGGAUAGCAAGAGUGCACUCUUUCUUCUGGAGCAUCAGGCUGAUAUAAAUGUCAGGACUCAGGACGGGGAGACAGCCCUUCAGCUGGCCAUCAGAAACCAGCUUCCUCUUGUGGUUGAUGCCAUAUGCACCCGAGGAGCUGACAUGUCCGUGCCAGAUGAGAAGGGAAACCCCCCACUGUGGCUCGCAUUGGCAAACAGUUUGGAGGACAUUGCAUCCACUCUGGUCAGACAUGGUUGCGAUGCCACUUGCUGGGGCCCAGGACCUAGUGGGUGCCUUCAGACACUCCUGCACAGAGCCAUUGAUGAAAACAAUGAGUCUACUGCCUGCUUCCUUAUUCGCAGUGGCUGUGAUGUGAAUAGUCCCAGACAACCAGGUGCUAACGGAGAAGGAGAAGAAGAGGCUAGAGAUGGGCAGACCCCUUUGCAUUUGGCAGCCUCUUGGGGGCUGGAAGAGACAGUACAGUGUCUUCUGGAGUUUGGUGCCAAUGUAAAUGCACAGGAUGCAGAAGGAAGAACGCCCAUCCACGUGGCCAUCAGCAACCAACACGGUGUCAUCAUUCAGUUGUUGAUUUCUCACCCUGAUAUCCACUUGAAUGUACGAGACAGACAAGGGCUAACCCCGUUUGCCUGUGCCAUGACUUACAAGAACAACAAGGCCGCUGAGGCCAUCCUAAAACGAGAGUCUGGGGCUGCUGAACAGGUGGAUAACAAGGGUCGGAAUUUUCUUCACGUGGCAGUUCAGAACUCCGACAUUGAAAGCGUCCUGUUCCUGAUCAGUGUCCAGGCUAAUGUGAACUCCAGAGUCCAGGAUGCUUCCAAGUUGACCCCUUUGCACCUCGCUGUCCAAGCAGGCUCAGAGAUGAUUGUCCGCAAUUUGCUUCUUGCAGGAGCCAAAGUGAAUGAAUUAACCAAGCAUCGCCAGACUGCCCUCCAUCUCGCUGCUCAGCAGGACCUGCCCACCAUCUGCUCGGUCCUCCUGGAGAAUGGAGUGGACUUUGGUGCUGUGGAUGAGAAUGGAAAUAAUGCUCUUCAUCUCGCUGUCAUGCAUGGUCGGCUCAACAACAUCCGGGUUCUCCUGACAGAGUGCACAGUGGACGCUGAAGCUUUUAAUCUGAGAGGUCAGUCACCACUGCAUAUUUUGGGACAGUAUGGCAAAGAGAAUGCAGCGGCCAUCUUUGAUCUCUUCUUAGAGUGCAUGCCCGAGUAUCCUUUAGAUAAACCAGAUGCAGAAGGCAACACAGUGCUGCUCUUAGCAUACAUGAAAGGGAAUGCCAACUUGUGCCGCGCCAUCGUCAGAUCUGGGGCUCGGCUUGGGGUGAAUAAUAACCAAGGCAUCAACAUUUUCAACUACCAGGUUGCCACCAAGCAACUUCUGUUUAGACUAUUAGAUAUGCUGUCCAAGGAGCCUCCGUGGUGCGAUGGCUCCAACUGCUACGAGUGCACUGCCAAGUUUGGAGUCACAACUCGCAAACAUCACUGUCGACACUGCGGACGUCUUCUUUGCCAUAAAUGCUCGACCAAGGAGAUUCCUAUUAUAAAGUUUGACCUGAACAAGCCUGUGCGAGUUUGCAACAUUUGCUUUGAUGUACUGACUCUGGAUGGAUCGUUAUACAGCGUAUUCUCAACAGUCUUCUUUUUUGCUUUUAAGACGAAGGUACCAUGUGCUAUAUAUAUUUUACAUUGAAUGGCUUAAACUAAUUCGCUAUGAUCCUCUAACACAGAAAUUUCCCACAAACUUAAGUGCCUACACUUAGGACUUUUUAACUUUCAGUUGUCUCUUUAGAGGUGUCUCACUGAAUGAUGUAUUAGAACAUGUGUUCCAUUCAGAGUUCUGUGCCUGUGCACUGUCAACCCUAAUUACAGAUUUAGUUGAGGCUGGAUUAGAUUGCUCCGUUCACCUGCCACAUUCUCUCCAAGGAGUGGGGUCCACGUGACCUUUAGUCCUCUACCUCAGCCCUGAGUCAUCUCUGACCACCCUGUUCAGCUUCCUCAGUCUUCUCCCUGAAUGGGUCCCUGCGCGGAGCUCAGUGUGCAUGUGGUUUCACCACUCUUCCCAACUCAUGCCCCAGCCUGUUGCAUCGAACCAUUACAGCACUAAUCUUGUCUAUGGGCACGGAGAGGAGGGAAAAUGUUGGGAGAGGGGAGAGCCUUGAACUUCAUCUAAGUUUCCUUUAUCAGGAAAAAAACCCCACUUCUGAGCUAUGUAAUUUUUAGACCUGAAAAGCAAACUAACUUCCCAAGUGACAGUAGCAUGAACAAGUAAAUGUAAUGCUUUCAUGACAGACACACUUGCUUCCCUCAGGACAAGCCCCUCAAGAACUACCUGAAGCACCAAAGCUUCCUCCUCCCAGCCGGGAGAGGAGGAGGCAGAGGGAAAACAACUUGCCAAAGGGAUUUGGAAGCCACAUUCUCACUUUGUGGAAGUAACUCAGUGAAGAGCUAACAGUUUGACAAGACGUCAGCUAAACGCUUAAAAUUCCCAGAAGUUAUAUAUAGAUGCCUUAAAGACUUUCUUUGGAAGAUCAUUACCUGUACAGUUCCUUUUUUGUGCGGCAUAAAUAAUAUAUUAACCUGUUACAACUGAGGACGUUGGUUUUUUGCAGCUAGGGAGUUUUGAGUUGGGACUGCUCAACUUAAUGACUUGCCCUCUUUUGGCAGAUGUGUGAGUUGGCUGUUACAGGACAUGCCUGUGUGAUACCAAGGGGAAGGGCAGAAGGUGGGCAGAAACUGCAGGCACACAUUUGGGUUGAUCACCUUGGCUUCCAAACCAUUUGCGGUGGUGCUCAGUGUGGGGUGAUGGCAUCAUAUAGGACCGUGGCGCUUAUCAGCAUUGUUUCUUUGGAGUCCGUGUAAUGGAAUGUAUUUUUCAAAUACUGAUAUUUGCAUUUUCUGUAACAGUUCCUUAUAAUAAAAUGAAGUAAAAUUGUGCAUUUAAA